This is a messenger RNA of Chaetomium strumarium, 3031 nucleotides long. RefSeq names its product glycoside hydrolase family 2 protein. Gene Ontology annotation, biological process: carbohydrate metabolic process. The transcript has a single exon. The record is from RefSeq and is a predicted model, not a curated record. The coding region runs from base 110 to 2872 and encodes 920 amino acids. Gene Ontology annotation, molecular function: hydrolase activity, hydrolyzing O-glycosyl compounds. Lineage: Eukaryota; Fungi; Ascomycota; Sordariomycetes; Sordariales; Chaetomiaceae.
UGCCAGGGCUCGAGACUACCUCGUCCGUCGAGGUUAUCAUCCUACGCUUGAGCCGGGAACCUUACCAAUUUGGCCACUCAUCCCAGCAUUGAUAUUCAACGGCCUCAAAAUGCGCGGGAGAGAGCUCGUUGCCCUUCUUUCGCUUGUCGCGGUCCCGCAACCCACAACGGCUACGGCCCUGGUGUCUUCCCCGGGCGAGACUUCGGCGAUUCCGGCAUGGGACCUUCAGUCUACAGCAAAGGCCGGGACAAACCUUGCGGUGCUGUCCCGGCCGGGGCUCCAUACGUCGUCAUGGCACCACGUGAGCAUCCCUAAAUGCACGCUGCUGGGCUGCUUGAUCGAGGCCGGCGUCUACAGCGACAACGAGCUGUUCUACUCGGACAAUUUGCGCAAGGUCGACCAGAGGCAAUUCUCAGUACCAUGGAUCUACCGUAGUGAGUACUCGCUGCGGCCCGGGCCAGGCAAGCACUUCUCCCUGCAGACGCACGGAAUCUCCUCACGGGCCGACAUUUUUCUCAACGGAAAGCGAGUGGUCUCGGCUUCCGAGCAGGCAGGCUCGUACGUCGGCCGAACCUACGACAUCACCACCCUCGCUGGCAAGACGAAUGCACUGGCCGUCCAGGUCUACCCAACCGACUACUACCGCGAUCUGGCAUUAGGCUGGGUGGACUGGAACCCUUGGCCGGCCGACAACGGGACUGGCGUUUGGCGCGAUAUCGAGGUCAAGCAGACGGGCGCCGUCAGGCUUGACCCGCUCCGCGUUAUGACGCAACUGGGUUCGAGCGAUGGGAGUAAAGCAGCCAACGUGACGGUGAAGGCUCGAGCAGUCAACCUCGAGAACUUUCCCGUCACGAUCACGGCGGUUUGUACCAUUGGGUCGGUUUCAGGAGCAGGACCGGGCGUGCGUUCGACGAAGACCUUGACCUUGGCCCCUGGCUCCGUUACCGACAUCGUUCUAGAUGCGGUAGUCGAGAGCCCUUCCAUUUGGUGGCCACGACAAUGGGGUGAUCAGCCGCUGUACGUGGCCAAUCUAACCGUCCUGGCCAACGGCUCCCUCUCGGACUCCGCAGCCAGCGAGUUCGGCUUCCGGACCGUGACACGCACGCUCAACUCGUUCAACGACACGACCUACUUCAUCAACGGCCAUCCCUUCCAAGUCAUUGGCGCCGGCUACUCGCCCGACAUGUUCCUCCGCUGGUCUGCCGCUAAAUGGGAGGCCGAGCUGCAAUACGUGCUCGACCUCGGCUUCAACACGGUCCGGCUCGAAGGGAAGAACGAGCACCCGGCGCUCUACUCCAUCGCGGACCGGCUCGGAAUCAUGGUCAUGGCCGGGUGGGAGUGUUGCGACAAGUGGGAAGCGUGGAGCUACAACAACGACUUGGCCGUGCCGACGCCGAUCUGGAGCAACGCCGACUACGCCAUCGCCAAUCUCAGCAUGCUCCACGAGGCCGCCAUGCUGCAGCCGCACCCCUCGGUGCUGACCUACCUCAUCGGGAGCGACUACUGGCCCGACGAGCGCGCCACGGCCCUCUACCUUUCCGCCUUCCGUGCCGUGGACUGGCAGACCCCCAUCACCCCCUCUGCCUCCUCGCGCGGCUUCUCCCCGCAGACUGGACCGUCGGGCAUGAAGAUGGACGGGCCCUACGACUGGGUGCCUCCCAACUACUGGUUCGACACGGCCACGGACGGCUCCCACCUCGGCGCGGCCGCAGGCUUCAACUCGGAACUCUCGGCGGGCGUCGGCACGCCGGAGCUCUCCUCGCUGCGCAAAUUCCUCUCUCCCGCCGACCUGACCGCGCUCUGGCGCCAGCCCAACGCCUCCCUCUUCCACAUGUCCCGCGACCCGUCCACCUUCCAGACCCGGACCAUCUACAACGCCGCGCUCUGGGCCCGCUGGGGCGCGCCGACUAGUCUGGACGACUACCUCCUCAAAGCCCAGAUCAUGGACUACGAGGCCACCCGCGCACAGGUCGACGCCUACACGGCGUUGUGGGGCACCGACACUGCAGGGAGCCCGGACUCGGACUCGGACGAUGAGACUACGGGGACUAGGCCGGCCACGGGCAUGGUCUACUGGAUGCUCAACAACGCGUGGCCGGGCUUGCACUGGAACCUGUGGGACUACUACAUGCGUCCUGCGGGGUCGUAUUACGGGGCGAAGGCCGCUGCUGGGGAUAAAAAGGAGAAUGUCGUGUUUGACUAUGUGCGGCGGGCCGUGUGGCUGGUGAAUCGGUCGCUGGAUCAGCAAGGGAAGAGGAAAGUCGAGCUGGAGGUCUUGCGGCCCCGAGAUGGGAAGGUGCUGUACAAGGAUGUCGUCGCUGUGAAUGGUGGUACCAGGCCGAAUACCAGCCAGAAGGUGGCGUCGUUGGAUGUGGUGCUGGGAAAUGUUACCGCUUCUGAGGAGGUGGUGUUUCUGCGGUUGAUGUUGUUGUCGGAUAAGAAGGCGGGGAGUAAGGAGGUGUUGAGUCGAAACGUGUACUGGCUUCCGCGGGGCUUGGAUGAGCUGGACUGGGAGAACUCGGACUGGUAUGUUACGCCGGUGAGCAAGUAUGCUGACUACACGGCGCUGAACAAGCUUCCGGCCGCGAGGGUGUCUGCGGCGGCUGUGGCGGAAGGGAAGGAUGGAGUUGCAGUGACGCUGGAGAACCAUUCUGGCCACCCGGCCUUCUUCAUCAGCCUGAGCCUCGUGGAUGGCAUGGGACGGGAUGUCUUGCCCCUGACGUGGGAGGACAACUAUGUCACGCUUUGGCCGAGGGAGAGGAUGACGCUGAGAGCCAAGGCGGUGGUAGGUCAUGGAAAGUGGGAUCCCGCUGCCGUGCAUGUCUUCGGCAAGAAUGUAGGGAAGAGCACGGUGAGGCUGAAGAAGAAGUGAGUGGUGGUCGGUUGAAACGAAGUGUGGGACUUGGGGGGAAGAGUCCAUGAACAACGUACUACAGCAUUCAGCGUCUUAAUAUCAUUCAUGGACUCACCGUGGACAGCUACAAGGCAAGUAGAUGCUGAGAAACAACACCCCGUACAGGGAGUUCACGAA